Messenger RNA from Cydia fagiglandana, 5170 nucleotides. It is a transcript of the gene Acsl, whose product is annotated as long-chain-fatty-acid--CoA ligase 4. Lineage: Eukaryota; Metazoa; Arthropoda; Insecta; Lepidoptera; Tortricidae. Gene Ontology annotation, molecular function: palmitoyl-CoA ligase activity. The coding region runs from base 81 to 2249 and encodes 722 amino acids. The transcript is spliced from 15 exons. Gene Ontology annotation, biological process: long-chain fatty-acyl-CoA metabolic process; long-chain fatty acid metabolic process; neuron differentiation. Gene Ontology annotation, cellular component: plasma membrane; endoplasmic reticulum; lipid droplet. The record is from RefSeq and is a predicted model, not a curated record.
CUGGCGGCGCUAGCGCACGCCAGAUCGUCUGUAUACCUCCUGCGAAUAAACACCAUCUUAGUGUUAGUGCCCCGUAAACGAUGAAGUCAAAGCAUACGGAAAUGUUUAUAGACGAAAACGAAGUGCCGGAGUCAUGGUGGGUCUCGCUGGCGCUGAAGGCGAUCCGAGCGGUCGCGCUCGUGUUCGACGUGCUCACCUUCCCCGUGCACCUGGUGCUGCAGCGGCCAUGGCGCAAGAGGGCCAUGUCCCGCCGGAUCAAGGCCCGCAUAAUCCAAAGCAGCAGCGACAGCGUGACCGUCCGCUCCGUCGCUGAGCCCACCGAGCUCCACCUCCGCAUGGUGCGCGACAACGUGCUCAGCAUGGAGGGCAUGCUGCGCGCCGCCGCCGCUCGCUGGGCUGAGAAACCUGCACUGGGAACCAGGACGGUGCUAGGUGAAGAGGAUGAACCACAGCCUAACGGACGGGUCUUCAAGAAGUUCAAGAUGGGGUCAUAUACGUGGCGGUCGUACACGGACGUGGAGAACGAGGCGAGCCUGUUCGCGGCCGGGCUGCGCGAGCUGGGCUGCGCGCCGCGGCGCAACGUGGUCAUGUUCGCCGAGACGCGCGCCGAGUGGAUGGUCGCUGCCCACGGCUGCUUCAAACAGAGCAUUCCCGUGGUAACCAUCUACGCGACCCUCGGCGACGACGCCAUCGCGCACGGCAUCAACGAGACAGAAGUCUCCACCGUCAUCACCACACACGAACUGCUGCCCAAGUUCAAGAAGAUCCUGGCUAAAACACCCCUGGUCGACACCAUCAUCUACAUGGAAGACCAGCUCAAGUCUACUGAUACUAAGGGAUACAAAGAGGGCAUUAGGAUUGUGGCAUAUAAGGAUGUUCUGGAAAAGGGGAAAUUCUCCAAAAUUGAGUCGGUCCCGCCGUCGGCCGCGGACACCGCCAUCAUCAUGUACACGUCGGGCUCCACCGGGGUGCCUAAGGGCGUCAUCCUCUCCCACCGCAACAUGCUGUCCACUCUCAAGGCUUUCGUCGACGCCGUGCCCAUUUAUGAAAGCGACGUGCUGAUGGGUUUCUUGCCGCUGGCGCACGUAUUUGAGCUGCUCGCCGAGAGUCUUUGCAUCAUCGCUGGCGUCCCGAUCGGUUACUCCACUCCGCUGACCAUGUUGGACUCGUCGAGCAAGAUCAUGAAGGGCACGAAGGGAGACGCCACCGUGCUGAAGCCUACCUGCAUGACCACUGUACCUCUAAUCAUGGACCGCAUCAGCAAGGGCAUCACGGAUAAAGUAACCCGCUCGGGACCCAUGGCGGCUGCUGCCUUCAAGUGGGCCUACACCUACAAGCUCACCUGGAUGCGACGUGGAUAUGAUACUCCUCUGCUUAAUAAAUUUAUGUUCUCUAAAGUGUCGGCGCUGCUGGGCGGGCGCAUGCGGCUGAUGAUCUCGGGCGGCGCGCCGCUGUCGCCCGACACGCACGCGCAGGUGCGCGUGUGCCUGUGCUGCGACGUGGUCACCGGCUACGGCCUCACCGAGACCACCUCCUGCGCCACCGUCGCCGACGCGCACGACCGAUCCACGGGUCGCGUGGGUGCUCCCACUACUGGCACGGACAUCCGGCUCGUCACAUGGGAGGAGGGCAACUACCGCGUCACCAACAAGCCAUUCCCGCAGGGUGAGAUUGUAAUUGGUGGUGGCAGCGUGGCCGAGGGCUACUACCGUAAUCCGGAGAAGACCCGGGAAGAAUUCUUCGAUAUGGAAGGCCGCCGCUGGUUCCGCUCCGGAGACAUUGGGGAACUGCACCAUGACGGAUGCAUUAAGAUCAUCGAUCGUAAGAAGGACCUGGUGAAGCUGCAAGCCGGCGAAUACGUCUCUCUAGGCAAAGUCGAGGCCGAGCUGAAGACCUGUCCCAUCGUCGAGAACAUCUGCGUGUACGGAGACAGCUCCAAGAAUCACACCGUGGCGCUAUUGGUUCCUCAUCCUCAGCACCUCGCUGAACUGGCUGCCAGGGCCGGCAUCUACGAAAAAGACUUCGACAAACUGUGCAAGAACCCCCAAGUGGAACAGCUGGUGGUGAAAGAGCUCGCCGAGCACGCGAAGAAAUGCGGCCUCGAGCGCUUCGAGGUGCCCACCGCCGUGAAGCUGUGCACCGAGGUGUGGUCGCCCGACAUGGGGCUCGUCACCGCCGCCUUCAAGAUCAAGCGGAAAGACAUCCAGGACAGGUACAAGGAGGACAUCAAGCGCAUGUACGCCUCGUGAGCCGCCCGCUAGCCGCCGGCCGCCCGCCGCCCGCCUCUCGCACAAGGACGGCAAACAGGUUAAACCUAGUUAACAUUCAUCAAAUAUAAUUAUGUCAUAAUAAUUGUUGGAGAAAUUCCUUGUCGCUGUGACAUUAGUUGGGACGUUUCAAACUGCGUAUCGAAAGUUGUUUCCGAUGCAGCUGAAUGUGAACGAUUGUACUGUAAUACUAAUUUAAUUCGAUGACAUAUUCGAUAUUCCUUGUUAUAAUUUCAUCAUAUUAAAUACGUUAGUCGAGAUAGUAAAUAGACAGUCUAUAUAUUUAACAGUGAUCUAAAUUAAAUUUGCGUGAAAAAUACUUAAACUAGGUUUAACUUUGCGGUCGCCGUUUUUAUGCAAAAUCUAGUGUUCCCCUGAUAUUCUAGGUCUUUCAAAUCGAUAGUUAAUUCUCUAAUCAUCGUCGGAACACUAGACGUAGCUGUAGGAUACUUAGAUAUUGAAUCGGGUCAUCUGCUCACAUUUCAAUAUGAAAUAUUGUAAUAAUGACAUGUGAGUAUAUGAUUUGCUUGUAAAAACUAGUUUCGUGUCAAACUAAUUAAUGUACCGGUACCGAAAGAUUACCGGUAAUUUUCUGCAGUACCGGAAAUUCUACAAGUGUAGCCACGCGUCGGCAGGUCCGCGUUGUCUUGGCAAUUCGAAACCAUAAUUUAACAACUUCUAGGUCAUAACAAAUGUAUCGCUACUGAUAUCUAUUAGGCAAAAAUGGCUUGUUUCAUGAAAUCUAAUAGUUUUACCAUACUGAUUCUAUUGUUGAUGGCUAUUUUAUGAACGAUAGAGGGCCUUAUGUAUUCUCUUGUCAUAACCAUGAGCUUACAGCGUCAAAAUACCGUAAACCUGAACCGAAACAUCUACAGGUGAGACUAUUCUAACAUCACAUAUUUGACUGUUAUGAAUUCACCCUUAUAGAUAUGACGCUAAGAUCUGCCGUUUAACUGAUAGCCUUAAAGUCAUACAUAUAAGGGUCAAUUUGUAACUGUCAAAUAUAUGAUGUUAAAAUAAUUUCACUGUAAUAUAUUAUGAUAUGACAGUAACCAUUCCAGUGUUAGGUAAACUCAAGCACAUUUAAAAUACCAAUUUUACAGAGUUAUUUAAACGAAGCUUGCCUAUCGUAGACAUCAGUACCCGUACCCGCAAGGUUUCGUGCCGUGCCCAUAGUCGGCGAUUUCUGUACAUAGAUGUUAUAAUAAAUAUUAUAAAGGAUAUGAGAAGCGCCUCUGUGAGGCGACCGCUGUUGUAUUUAUUUAUUUCAAUCGGGACCGUUAAAUUACUCGCGUGGUAAACGGUCCUCGGGACCGUUAGGAAAUGUACAGAUUUCUUCAAUGUAGUUUUGUAUUUUGUAAAUUAUUUAUGAAAAUAAUAGGUAGCUUAGCGGACCGACUAGGCCUCAUUUUUUAUAGAAUUAUUUGUAUAUCGUGCACAUCACAUAAUCUUUUUUAGAUAUGUAAACGUUUUAAAUAUUUUAUGCCAAAUACAGUGUGUAAAGAACGAAAUAGCACCGUAGUAAAUACUAUUUAUACUCGGGGACUUUUUAUAUUAGCUAUUUCUUUGAUAGUUAUAGAUAUUUUCCAGUAAAAGUCAUUUUUAUGUCAAUUUGGUCCUCAUAUAGACAUAGAUUUACUAACGAUGCGAUUUCGUUCUAAAAUAGAAAUCACGCAUUUGAACCCACAGCACCAAACUGUAACAAACAUUCGCAGGAAUCUUCCUUCGGCUCUAAGUUUCUAUAUUAUAAAUUAUAAUAAUUUUGAUAUAAGUGUUGUACAUAUUUAUGUCGAAAUAGUUUUAACGGUAGCAAUGCAACAUGUGUGAAUGGUCUCGAUAUAUUGUAUAGUACAUCGCAACCAUGUUCAGAGAUUUCAUGAGAUUUAUGUAUAUUUAAGACCCUCAUGUCAUAUGCAGAUCUGAAUCAUGUUGAGUGUGUGUGACUGUUUGGAGUUCGGUCUAACAUUUAAGUUAUGGGUUCGUGGCAAUUAUAUAACCGAAUUUAUUGGAUAAAUAAACUUUUUCAUGUCACUACCUGCUAUGGUUACGGUGUGUCACUCUUUAAAUCCUAAGGCAUUUUAAUUAUUUACACAUUUUUAGAGCACCUUACAAAACUUUGAUCGCGGUGCUCUUAUGGGAUCACUUCGGUCUUGUUUGGUAGAUAAGUAUAGCCCCUUUGGGCCGUCUGCUUUACAGAUGGGACAGAAUAACAACAAGAAAUAAUUUGUUAACCCAAUUGUAUAAUUGCCACGACCAAUUUUGAUAAAAACUACAGUUGGUUAGCGUCUCGAGGACGCUGAAUGAGUGAGUGUAAGAACAUGAUUGGACCGCGCUCCGAAUCGACUCGUAAUAAAUACUGAAAUUCUUUAGAGUAAGUUAAUUGUUAUAUUAGGGGCGGGGAUGUUUUGCUGCUGUUGAACUUUAAUAAUAAUUUUGCAAUAAUAGUUUCGAUUAGUUCGGGAUAUAGCAUGUAAUGCAUUAGGGUAGCUCAGUUGCGUUAUUUUAGCCAAAUCGUUUUAUGAUUUAGGAUCGUGGGCGUCCGCCCUUAAAAUUGUUACUUAGUUUUAUAUUUAUCAUGGCUAUUAUGCAUUUUAUUUCCGGGCGCAUUUUGCUGAGCAUUUACUCACCCCAGUUUGGUAUUUCGUAUAAUGGAAUUUAAAAAUCAAUGUACCUAUACCCGUGCAUAGAGUAGGUAUAUGUUACCUAGCUGUACGCAUAUUCCAUCGAUGUAUUUAAUGUGAACAUGAUUGUUACUAUAAUAGGUAGCAUCAUAUUUUUCGAUGUAUGUAAUCGUUUUGAAUAACAAAAUGGUAUUAGCAAGUUAUUGCUCAGUUUAUGUGACUGCAUUUUAUUUGAAAUUCUUAAAAUACAAUUGAAAACAAUAAAUGUUAAUAAAAUCAUUA